AUGUAUGCUCCUAAUUACAAGUGUGAGAGGGGAAAGAAUGUGUUGUCUGUCGUUGGGGGACUCUCUAUAGAAACUUCCAUUCAUAUGGCCACCAUCUUGAGCACCUACAAAAUGCCUCAGCUCAGUUAUGCAAUACAUCAAACCACAAUCAGUGAAAAAACUCACUUCCCUUCUUUGUAUUGGAUGGCACCCAAAGAAACUAUCCUUCACAUGGGGAUAGUCCAUUUACUCCUGCAUUUCAGAUGGACAUGGAUUGGUUUCAUUGUUUCAGAUGAUGACGAUGGGGAGAGUUUUGCUAAAAUCAUGACAUCUCUUCUAGUCCAGAACGGCAUUUGUGUUGCUUUCACAGAACAUGUUCAGGCAAUGAACUAUCGCCAAUCUUGGGUUCCCUCUAAAAAUAUUUUUUUUAAAUUGAAUUUCUUACUUCAAUCAGUUGAAGACGUCAAUGUCAUUCUUGUCAGUGGAACUUCUCAGUCUCUGCAUCUCUUAACAAUAGUCAUAGAAUUCAAUGAAUUUAGGAGAAAAAUCCAUAUAGGGAAAGUGUGGAUCAUGCCACCACAGUGGGAUUUCUCUAAUACCAUUAGUACUAAUGGAUAUCCUACAAAAACCUUCCACGGUGCCUUUUCUUUCUUUGUCCAUACCAAAGUGGUGCCAGCAUUCCAGGAGUUUAUCCAGAAUUUAAAACCUGACAAAUCACUGAUGAAUUUUAUGUCUGUCUUCUGGCAAGAUGCAUUCCAUUGCCAGAUCCCUAAUGAAUACUACCAAUACUGUAGACGUUGUAGGAAAUGUACAGGAGAAGAGAAGUUGGAGAGGCUCCCUGGACAUGUUCUGGAGAUGGAACUCACAGGAGAGAGCUACAGUAUCUACAAUGCUGUCUAUGCUGUAGCACAUACUUUACCGUUGGCAAGGAAGACAGCUAUGCUGAAUAGAGGCAUAUUUAUGAAAUGGAAAGUUCAACCAUGGCAGCUCCAUAACACCCUCAGGAACAUUUAUUUUAAUAAUGGUGCUGGGCACGAGGUCCUUUUUAUGAAUGGGGAAUUGUCAGCAGAAGGAUAUGACAUUAUCAACUGGAUCAUUUUCUCCAACCAAUCCUUUGUUAAACUCAAAGUUGGAAAAAUUUCCCCAACGCAAGGGUUCUAUAUCAGGGAGGAUGGCAUUCAGUGGAACAGUAGAUUUGAAAAGAUGCUGCCCCAUUCCACUUGUGUCACGAGUUGCCAGCUUGGCUACAGCAAAGCCAUUCAAGAGGGUCAAUCAUUCUGUUGCUAUGACUGUAUUCUAUGCCCAGAAGGCAUGAUUUCUAACCAGACAGAUGCAUAUGAUUGUAUCAAAUGCCAUGAAGAUCAAUACUCAAGCAAAAAUAGAAAUCGGUGUAUGCCAAAGGUUAUAACCUUUCUAUCUUUCCACGAGCCCUUAGGAAUGAUAUUGGUUUCCCUCAGUAUUUUCUUUGUUGUUAUCACAUGCUUGGUCAUACAAACCUUUCUCAAGAACUGGAAUACUCCCAUUGUCAAAGCCAACAACAGGAAUCUCACCUGUGUUCUGCUCAUCUCUAUUCUGCUCGGCUACCUUUCCGCCCUUCUCUUCAUAGGCAAGCCUCAGAAGGUGACCUGCCUUCUCCAGCAAAUGACAUUUGGCUUCAUCUUCUCUGUAGCUGUUUCUUGUGUGUUGGCAAAAACCAUCAUUGUGAUCCUGGCCUUCCUAGCCACACAACCAGGGAACAAGAUGAGGAGAUGGCUGGGGCAAAAAGUAGCAAAUGCCAUUGUUCUUUGCUGCUCCCUCAUUCAAAUGGGUAUUUGCACUGUGUGGCUCUCCACCUCUCCUCCCUUCCCAAAUGCCAACAUGCACACAGAAACUGGGAAAAUUGUCAUAGAGUGCAACGAAGGGUCUGUCACCAUGUUCUAUUGUCUUCUAGGCUACAUGGGGCUUUUGGCCAUCAUCAGCUUCACUGUGGCCUUCCUAGCCCGAAAAUUGCCUGACACUUUCAAUGAAGCCAAGCUGAUCACAUUCAGCAUGUUGGUGUUUUGCAGUGUUUGGAUCCUCUUUAUUCCAGGCUAUCUGAGCACUAAGGGGAAAUAUAUUGUUGCUGUGGAGACUUUUGCCAUCCUGGCUUCCAAUACUGGUCUCUUGGCAUGCAUCUUUUUCCCCAAAUGUUAUGUCAUUGUUUUAAGAGCUGACAUGAAUUCAAGGAAAUGUUUGACAGAGAAAAGACAUUAA
Sceloporus undulatus (fence lizard) is the source of this 2211-nucleotide messenger RNA. RefSeq names its product vomeronasal type-2 receptor 26-like. Gene Ontology annotation, cellular component: membrane. The transcript has 5 exons. Bases 1 to 2211 code for a protein of 736 amino acids. The record is from RefSeq and is a predicted model, not a curated record. Gene Ontology annotation, biological process: G protein-coupled receptor signaling pathway. Gene Ontology annotation, molecular function: G protein-coupled receptor activity. NCBI's taxonomy places the organism in Eukaryota, Metazoa, Chordata, Lepidosauria, Squamata, Phrynosomatidae.